This is a messenger RNA of Fusarium subglutinans, 3294 nucleotides long. RefSeq lists its product as uncharacterized. The record is from RefSeq and is a predicted model, not a curated record. The coding region runs from base 1 to 3294 and encodes 1097 amino acids. Lineage: Eukaryota; Fungi; Ascomycota; Sordariomycetes; Hypocreales; Nectriaceae. The transcript has 9 exons.
AUGUCUUGGAAACGCUCCUCGUUGGCUAAUAUCGGCUUCUUCUACGAUGAAGACGUCCAAGAUGCAGACAAAGACCAGCUCCCGCCACAUGCUAAAAGCCUUGAGCAGGCGAUGCUUGACUUUACGUGCCAAGAGCUAGACCUACUUACUAACAAGGAUCUUAACAUCAAAUGUGAAGCCAAAAAGCUUGCCAAUGGGGGCUUCUCAGAAGAUCAUUGGGUUCGUUUCUUUCAAAAGUUCUUCUUCAACCCACUUCUUCAACAAGCUUCAAUGUCCGGGGGUCCUCAAGAUGCCGGUAUUAUUAUGAUUCUAUGGUGUUACACUAACGCUCUAUGGGGAAUAUUCGACAAGAACGAUGAAAUUAAUAAAGUCUUCAAGGCUCCCAAGCCCGAUCUCGCCUUUUACCUUCCGAUGUAUCAUCUGGACACUUGGAUCCCUACAAUAACUGAUCCUGAAGCACAACAAUGGCACAAAACAUCAACACCAUCUCUUGUCAAAUCGUUCUCAUGGUCAAAUUUGAAGGGAUUACAUGGACAUGGUUUACUAGCCACUCCCUUUAAUGUUUGGGAUAAGAAGGAACCUUGUGAGCAAGACUUGAGUUGUUUCCCAUGGCUCGUCGUCGAGUACAAGAAAGUGAAAACCGCCCCUGGUGAGCUCAGCCGACUAAAAGAAGUUGUUUAUUGCCAAGCGGCCAAUGCAAGUGGAUGCGCUGUGAAGCUGAACCAGAAUGCUGCAGCAUAUGCUGUUAGGUUAGCGAAGGACGGAGAGAUCCCUCCUGUUGCAACAGUCACCACAGUUGGACCUGAAGUCAAGGUCUGGAUAACUUUCUUUGCCAGAGACUUCAUGGCAUAUCGUUAUGACGUUAACGAAAAUCAAAAGUUCCACUACCAGAAAGAAGGCUAUAUGAUGCAAUGUGUCUGGACCGGCAACAUGACAGAACCUCAAGACAUUAUCAAAUUCCGGCUUAUACUUGAAAAUACAUAUACCUGGGCAAAGCGAGUUUUCAAGCCACUGAUAGCCACAUAUAUUGAUCAGUGGAAGUUUGCUUGCGCGAAAGAUAUCACUGUAAUGAAUCGCCGGCAAGAGAGACUGGAGCUCUCGAGGUGUGCGCUCCGACUUACUCAAGCUUCCCUACAAGCUCAGCCAGAUCUCAAGUCUCGUGAAGAUUCAUAUCUUUCUAUCACAAACAGCCUUAUCGACCUCUGUGAUCGAUUCGUCCAAGAUGUGGACCGAUUGAUCGAGGAGGAACUCAAGGGCUCUAGAGGAGGCAAGCAAAGAGCGCCGUCCAGCAGUACUACACGCAGAAGGGCACGGACACCUAGCGAACCAACUCGGGAAGCUACUCCUGAGUCUGAAGUUAUAACUCCGUUAAGCGUUCCGCGACGAAGCCCACGGUUGGAACCACGAAACAAACUCCAGCCGUGUCAUGAAGUCAGCGCCAGAGUAGAGACAGCUUCUUCAUAUCUCAGAGUCACUAUGGCGGCCGGGGUACCCAAGAGACGGCAAAGCCAGACUGAGGCUUCCAUCAUCGAGCACCACCUCUCUACUAUCUGUCCAAGCGACCUAUACCAGAAGUUUGGAUCCAAUAACUUCUUUGAAUUGAAGAUGGUGCGCAAGGAGCGUCUUUUGGACUACGCCUGUGACAACCUCCACGUUCAUUUCAAGAAGACCGACCUAUCUCUGACAGACCGCACUCUCAAGGCUCAAGUUGGCGAUGCCUUUCUUAGACUCUUCACCGAGCCUUGGAAAACAUGGAUUUUGUCGGAUCAAGGAGUCAACUCACUUACUAAAUGGCUCAAAGACUCUGUUGUAAUCGAGAAUAUCAAGAGCACGCCAUUGGUAGCUUCGUUUAACGCUCCUGAUGGCAAUCGCCACUUGGCUCUUUUUGGCGACUCUGCAAAGGUGGCGGCUGAAGAUCUGUUCACAAAGGACACCACUCAGAGGGAAACUGUUCGGGCCUAUAUACUCCUUGAUACAAUUCUCAACAAGGACAAUCCUCCUACUGAGAAAGGUAAAGAAGUAGAUGACGGCGCUCAGUCAAUAGAGGCAGUCUCUAGUGAUGACAAGGAGAAAAAGACCGAAGAUGGUGAAGACGUCGAUUCGGCUUAUAGCCCUACUUUAGCAGAUAUCCAAUGGUUAGAAGAUUGGGCACAGGAGACGCUAAAAGUCCAGCAGAAAGACUUAAUAUGGGAGGCUCAAGCAUCAGUACUUCUCUCGUGUUUGGUAGGUGAGAAGAUUCCCAAAUUAUUUGCAGAAGAGAGAGCACGAAAGGUGUUGGACUUGAAUCCUGAAAGCUGGGUCGCCUCCUACUCAUUGUCCCGAGUCGUCGAAUCGAAGGAUGAGUCUCUCAGUCACCUUGAGAAGGUGCUCAAUAGGCUCGUGGAAGAUGCAGAAUGGCAGAACAAGCGAAGUCACAAAGGGAUCCUAGCACGAGUCAUCUACAGUCUUAGAGACAAGUACUGGGAAGAUGGGGAACGACAUGAGGAAGCUAUCGCGACAUAUUCCAAAGUCUUUGAUCUUGGUAGGUCCAUCCAUCUUUUCAGUGGCUUCUCUGAUGUUCUCCAAAAGUACUCGAUGGCUGGCUGCUGGGAGCCCAUGAUCAAAUUCUUUGAACGACUGCUCGACGAGCCUCAGGACAGACCCAAGUUCCUAAUGGAGAGACUUCUGGAACCAGGGGAGGAAUUCCUUUCGCUACUCGUAAAGCUAUUUGAAACAUCGGCGAGAUACGAUCUUCUGGAAACACUAUUUGUCCGAGCUAUUGUAAAGGCCACUUCGAAUGGUGACCAAGAUGAUCUCUUCAUCAUCCGAUACUACUACGGCAAAACUGUCUUUAGUAUUAAGGGCCACGAAGAAGCUGGGAUUGCGGUAUGGGAGCUCUACAAAAACGAGGCUACGACUGAACUUCACGAGCGGGCUGUUAACCUUAUCGACACCUAUAUGGUGCCUGCGUGGCUAGAGCUUGCAACUGCCAAGGAUGUCGACCCAGUAAGGGCUCAAGGCUUCUUUGACAAGACUGAAACAGCUUAUCUUGAGUUCGAAGCUCUUGAGUGGCAUGAUAUCGAACCACACAUAUUGGCAGUAAUGCGAGACCUUCCUAAUCACAUAGCGUGCAUGGAUCUGAUGCGCCUAGCCCUACGCAUCGCCAGGGAAGAGUAUGCCGAAGCCGUGGCCAAUUAUGAAGCAGAGGACAUCCAAAUGGAGAUUGCCAUGGCAAAAGGCGAGACGUUUAUCCGAAGCUAUCUAUCGUUGCCUGACGAGCCUCAGACGGCGUUUUUCUGGUGUGAUGGAUUUUAA